CUUUAACAAAUUGUUUGCGGUAAAUUUAUUUGCGGGUUCGGGUUGAGUUCAAUCCGUCCAUGUCUAUUCGCAGCAACUCAAUUCGGUAAAAACCCGACAAAAUAAUACGGUCAAGAACAUUCAAUUUUCACUCACAAGAAAAUAAUGCUAAUCAAUUUAUUUCUUGAAUGGCGCCAAUUUAUCAUAUACGAAUCAGAUUAUGUUCUUUGCAUGGCAUAUGGUUCUGACGAAAUUCAUCACGAGAAACUAUGAAGCUGGCUGAUCAAGAAAAUGUAAUAAAUGGUGCAAUGCUGAAGAUUUUAUACUAUGACGGGAAAUAUUUCGUUAAGGAAUUAUCAACAUGGUGGCUCCUAAGAAGACUCGAAUGAGCUUGAUUGAAGGAGCGAGUGCCCGUCAAGCUUCCUUUUCAAAGCGCCGAACUGGUAUCUUCAAGAAGGCUAGCGAACUUUGUACGUUGUGCGAUGCAGAAGCAGCAGUUGUUAUCUUUUCCCCGGGUGGCAAGCCCUACUGCUUCGGACACCCCUGCUUCGAAGCAAUUAUGGAGAAAGUUGCUGACCCGGGGAAUCCGGAUAACGGCUAUGCUCAGCAUAUGGCUGAGCGUCAGGCCAGGAUUCAUGAUCUGAGAAAGCAGUAUGCUGAUAUGCUACAGCAAGUAAAAGCUGAAAAGAAGCGAGGAGAUGAACUCGAGCAGAUGACAAAGGCUGAGACCGAGAAGAUGGCACUGUGGGAUAGACCACUCGAAACCCUGAACUUUGAAGAGCUGAUGACAUUGAAAUCAAUGGUGGAACAAGCUCAAGCAAAGGUUGCGAAGCGAUUCCAAGAGCUUUCAGCGCAGGAUUCUGAUCCAUCUGCUUCCACCUCUGGAAACUCCGGUGAAGCUCUCGAUCCCUCUGCUACCGACGCAGAAGUGACUGAUGCUGAUACUUCUGGCAAUUUCCAUGGCAGUUCCCCAUGAAAUUGACUGAGCUUUAUUAUGUUAUUGGCUUAUUGCUAGUGCUCAGUGUUAUAUUAGGAUUGUAAUACAAAAUGGACAUCAUAUAAAAAGAUGUUCAUUUAAUAAAAUAAAAUAUCCUAAUAAUUAAUCUAUCUCUCUUCUGUUAUUGCUAUUUA
Molecule: messenger RNA, 1110 nt
Organism: Mercurialis annua (annual mercury)
Lineage: Eukaryota; Viridiplantae; Streptophyta; Magnoliopsida; Malpighiales; Euphorbiaceae
Product: agamous-like MADS-box protein AGL29
Exons: 3
Coding region: 341-955 (204 amino acids)
Biological process (GO): regulation of transcription by RNA polymerase II
Molecular function (GO): DNA-binding transcription factor activity, RNA polymerase II-specific; RNA polymerase II cis-regulatory region sequence-specific DNA binding; protein dimerization activity
Source: RefSeq, a predicted model, not a curated record